Messenger RNA from Micropterus salmoides (largemouth bass), 2153 nucleotides. RefSeq names its product ectonucleoside triphosphate diphosphohydrolase 6-like. Lineage: Eukaryota; Metazoa; Chordata; Actinopteri; Centrarchiformes; Centrarchidae. The record is from RefSeq and is a predicted model, not a curated record. Gene Ontology annotation, cellular component: membrane; Golgi apparatus. The coding region runs from base 186 to 1508 and encodes 440 amino acids. Gene Ontology annotation, biological process: nucleoside diphosphate catabolic process. The transcript has 14 exons. Gene Ontology annotation, molecular function: UDP phosphatase activity; GDP phosphatase activity.
UAUAUUUUUAGUGAAAAUGUUUGUUUGUUUGUUUUGUCUCGUGCUUUCGGCCACGUUAGCGGCUCCGUUCCGCUGACGUCAUCAGACGGCGCCGGGUUGGAGGCUGUAGUUCAGCGGCGGAGAGAAGAAUGAAGGAAAAAACUCUCAGGAUGCAGCUCGUGUAGGUCGACACAGAAUGAGUCGUGAUGAUGAAGAGACCAAAGCUGGCCGGAGUGUUCCUCUUCGUGGGCUGCCUGCUCGCCUACCUCAUGUUCGUGAAGCGUCACUACGCCGCCACAAAGCCCGACGCCUACAGACUACCUCCCCUCGCCCGGGCCGGCCCGGACCAGCUCGGAGACGAUAGGCCCGCAGCGGCUGGGCCGAGCUUCCGGUAUGGCAUCAUGUUCGAUGCUGGAAGCACCGGGACCCGAGUCCACGUCUUCAAGUUCCAGAUGGAGAACAGAGAAGCUCCCAAACUGGCCCACGAGACAUUCAGGGCCAUCAAACCUGGACUGUCUGCGUAUGCUGAUGAUCCAGAGAAGUGUUCAGCAGGAAUCGUGGAGCUUCUGGAGGUGGCCAAGGCCAGCGUCCCCCCCUCCGUCUGGACCGUCACCCCUGCGGUCCUGAGGGCCACGGCCGGCCUCCGCCUGCUGCCCGGAGAGAAGGCCAAACACCUGCUGGACCAGGUGAGGGCGCUGUUUCAGGAGUCUCCGUUCCUGUCCGGAGACGACAGCGUGUCCAUCAUGGACGGCAACGAUGAAGGGAUUUCUGCCUGGAUCACCGUCAACUUCCUCACUGGUGAUCUUCACAGUGCUGACUCGCCCACGGUGGGGAUGCUGGAUUUGGGGGGCGGGUCUACUCAGAUCACCUUCAGCCCUCAGGACGAGAAGACCAUCCAGACCUCACCCAUCGACUACAUCAGGUCCUUCCGGAUGUUCAACGUCACACACACUGUGUACACCCACAGCUAUCUGGGACUGGGUCUGAUGUCGGCUCGACUCGCCGUCUUAGGAGGCGUCGACGCUUCGCCCUUGGGGGGCAGCACUGAGCUGGUCAGCCCCUGCCUCGCUCCGGAGUACUCGGGCAGGUGGGAGCACGUCGACGUCGUCUACACUGUGAAGGGACAGAAGGCAGGGGAGCCGGUUUACGAGGCGUGUCUGAACAAAGUGGAGAAGGUUCUGUACAGGAAGGUGGUGAGAGCGUCCGAAGCGGCAGACGUGGAGUUCUACGCCUUCUCCUACUACUACGACCGGGCCGUCGACCUCGGCGCCAUCGAGGAGAAGGACGGAGGAACCAUCCGGGUGUCCGAUUACACUGAGGCAGCAAAGAGAGUCUGCAGCGGCCUCUCCGUCAGUCCUCCACAGAGUCCCUUCCUCUGUCUGGACCUGGUCUACAUCUCAGUCCUGCUGCAGGAGCUCGGAUUCCCCCCCCACAAACAGCUGAAGCUGGCGAGGACGAUCCACCAGGUGGAAACCAGCUGGGCUCUGGGGGCAACCUUUCAUUACAUCGAGUCCCUCAAGAGACACUGAAGCUUUUAUUGUGAAAAACCAGAGAUCCUGGACCUCCUGAAGACCUCAUGCGGCCCCCAAAGCCUCCCUGUGACAGACCGGAAACCCUCCAUAAACACUAAGCAGACUCUGCAUUAAACCAGUUUAGCAGAAAUGAAAACGUUUUCACCUCCUUUAAUCUUUGAGUGUUCGGUUAUAUGUUGAACCUGUUGUUGGAUUUUAUUAUUCUAUGUUGUGUCAGCGUGUGUUUGUUUUGAGUCCUUUAUAUUGACAGUAAAUCUGGAUUCAGACAUGUUUUAACUUUUAUUGACCCGAGGUCAGGGGCGACACUCCAGUCUGCUCCCCCGUCCCAGUGAAACCAGUAAACCAGGACGGGGUUCACGUCUCCGACCUCACCACGUUAGACUUGACCUGUUUGUACGACAGCGCUCUGAUUGUUUUCUGCUCUGAAGGAUCUCCUGUUGAGUUUGGGUCCGAUUCAAACGUCUCAACUUUAAUAAUAAUAAAAUCUACAGAAGCUGUAAAACGUUUUCAGGCAAACUGUAAAAAGGUUGUGAUAACAGAAUGUAUUUUUGUCUGAUUAUUUUACACCUGCUACCUAAAACUAUCUUUCUUGUGCAUUUUAACUUUGUUCAAGAAAAUAAACUAUUUUGAUUAUUUACAGUC